This is a messenger RNA of Drosophila simulans, 6804 nucleotides long. Its product is annotated as zinc finger protein rotund. The transcript has 3 exons. The record is from RefSeq and is a predicted model, not a curated record. Gene Ontology annotation, biological process: regulation of transcription by RNA polymerase II. Gene Ontology annotation, molecular function: DNA-binding transcription factor activity; RNA polymerase II cis-regulatory region sequence-specific DNA binding. NCBI's taxonomy places the organism in Eukaryota, Metazoa, Arthropoda, Insecta, Diptera, Drosophilidae. Bases 3301 to 5370 code for a protein of 689 amino acids.
AAUAUGAUAGGAAAAAAAACGUAGGAAACAGAUUAGGAUAAAAAUACGGAUAUUUGUGAAGAAGUAUCGGAGUUGAGUACAAAUGGGUACCUAAAAUAUUAAAGAUGUCAUAAAUUUCUGGAUCUGCAAGAUAAUUGGUUAAAUUUUUCCAACAUAAAUAAUUUUUACUGCUUACAAUUACUUUACUGCAAGCAAGUAAUAUUUGUUUGAUGGGAUAUCAACUCGAUUAUAAUGUUCUAUGUUGAUCCCAAGUUCUCUAAGCUGUCAUCGGCUUGAAAGGGUUAUCCUAAUCGAAACCAUGAGACCCGCUGGGCUGUCGAGUCUGUUUUCUCAAAGGUUCCCAGCUGGAUUGGUCGCAAUGUCAAUCGCUCGAUGGCCGAAUAAUUUUCCACUCGACUCCACCGACUCGAGCCUUGAGUUGAUCCGGUCCAAUCAAGCUGAAACUAAUUGGGCACUGCAGAACACCUGAUUCGGAGCUGGACCAGCGUGAUUUUUGGGUCCCCGAAACUCGAUAGGCUGAGAAGAUCGCUGGGCCACCGCCGGAGUGAGAUUUCAGUUAGUAUUGCUCGCAUAACCAGCCGUUGUUAAGCGGACCUUUUGGCCAGCAGCUGUUGCUGCGCUUGGAUGUUUGGGCCAAAAUCCUUUUCGGAGCGAUCAGUUAAUCAAAGACUAGCGCGGCGAUAACAACGCUUACAAGGGUCCCUCGGGCGUACGCUCCUAAUAAGAUGAACACAUUAUUUUUAAUUAUGGCAAACACACAUAAUAUUAAUUGCAUAUUUUAAGUGAUGUGAAAUUAAUUAAUGAUUAGUGCAAAAAGCUGACAAAAUCAACUCCUAUGGCAAAAUGUGAAAAUAAAUAUCAUUAAAAUGCAUAAGAAACUGGCCAUGUAAAAAAGGUGAACACAAAGAAAAAAAAGUAUCACAUAACAUCGCGCAAUGCAUUUUUCAUAAACUGAAACAAUAAAAAACUGUGAAAAAAGUGGAAAUAUUUUUGUGAUUCUGAACAAGUUAAUACAAAAACCUAAAGAGCGGUGUGAAAAAUGCAUUAAUCAGAAUUAAAUAAAAAAAAAAACAGGGCAACAACAGCAAAUUAUGAAUAAUAAAAGAGAGCGCAAAACUUUUUACACAUUUUUCAAUUAAUAACAUCCCCCGCAAAUCUGUGAGGGAAUGCGGCUGGAGAGCCGGGCGAGAAUAUUGCCAAACCGCUAAAUGUUAAUUAGUUAAAAGCCCAAACUACGUAUUAACACAAUCGGAAAAGCCCAGGUCCCAAACCCAGGCCCAAACAAACCCAAACUCAGUGUAAAUGCAAACACAGACAGAGGCAUCAUAUUUUCCCCAGUUUCAAUUUUUUGCUCUUAGUUUCAAAUGGUUUUUUGCAUUUUUUAUUUUCCGCCAUUAUUACAUUAUGUGCCAUCCGCCAAUGUACUCGCCUGGGCCGAUUGUUUGUUCAGCUUCCUAUAUAAAUUAAAUGGCUAUGUCAAAAAAGUCAAUAUUUAGCAAACCAAUAAAAAAAAGAAAUCACACCGCCUGACUGGCAGCAGCAGGUAGCAGAUGGGGAAAAUCGGGCUUAUAUACAUUUGGAGAUAAAAAGAAAGACGUAUUUCAUAAUGGGCAUAGAUCAUUUCGUUAGAAGUUACGGGCACCUAAGCACAGAGAUAGCCGUUUUUAAAAGAUUGAAGCCAGCUUAAUUUGGGAUAGAUUAUAAAAUAUAAAGGUACUAUGCUCUGGUUUCCACUUCAAGCUGUAAAAUCAUUUAAAUUCAUUACGCAUUUCAUAUUUGCCACCAGGCAUUCCAUGGCUCAUUGUCAUGUCAAUUAAAUCUCAGAGAACCUCUCAGCUCUUACAUUUCAAUUCCAUAAAUAAUUUGUUAAUCAUGCAUUAACACUUGCAAUAAUUAAGCCAAAGCCACAGUUCGCUCGCUUGCAUUUGCAUGUCAGCGUUCAAAGUGUUGACAUAUCUAUUUUGCCAUCUUUUUUUGAACCGGCAAAUAUCUAACACCCAAAAAUGGCGUUCAAGGUCAAUGGUAUAGACGCAAAAAAUCCAUUUCCAUUUAUAUCUAAACAAACUAAUAAAAACAUGGUGAAAAAAGAGCCACAUUGACAGCGCAACAAAGCAAACAAAUACUCUACUCAUGAAUGAAUAAUUUGUCGCGUUUAGAACUAGAAGGUAUCGAAUUGGAGCAUUUCAAUAAAAAAACAAAACCGAGCAGAAAAAUACCAUUGAGGACUUUCACCUGGAAAAUUCCACAGGAUGUCUGCGGCAUGUCUGCGCCUGAAUGACUAGCUGUCCACAAAAAAAAAUCGGGAAAAACUGGGGGAGGUUGAAAAAGCACAACCAAGCAUUUAUACAAAUAUAUAGAAAAAAUCUAAUCGAAGGCAGUCCAAAAAGAGAAAUGCAUAGAAAAUGGAAAAACGAAAUCGCUUCGCAAAAAGUCGAACACAAGCCCGAAAAAGCCAAAUUCGUGCGGAAAAAAUAUUUUUGUCGCGUAAAAAAGUUAAGGGGAAUACGGAAAAAAUGUGAGCAGGCGUACCAAUUGAAAAUGCAAAAUAAAAGUGAGCCGUGGAAAAAAUGGCGUUAGAUUUAGGACAACAAAAGCGGAGACAAAAAGUCGCUUUUCCGGAUCCGCGGUGCAACCAGUCGAGACCAAAGCGUUUUUGCGGUCGGGUCUCGCAGGUUUUCGGUGGAGCUUCGUUUCUGUUAUUUCCCCUUUAUUUAAUAUUGGCUUUGGCAGUUGGGGCCCAGUGUCAACAAAGCGCUAACACAGCUUCAACAAAGUUAUUCUGCUUCGCAAAUUGUUGCAUUCGCAUUCAUUAGAAACUGAGUUGGGAGAAUUCUCGGGGUCAAUCUCUAGUUAGAAGAAGAAGUGUUGAAAAGCAGUUUUAGCUUCAGAUCAGGUUACGAAAAAGAACUAGUAUUCUUUAGUAAUUUCUUUAAUAGCUUACAAAGAUGUAUUGGAAUCAAUAAUUUCAUACUUUCUUUAAUUCUGAAUCUUAUUUUAUUUAUUUCGGGGCUAAUUACGAACGAACUAGAAUCAUUCUUCUCCACGAUCUUACAACUGAAAAACGAAAACAACCAGGCCGAGUAAUCCCUUCGGACGUAUUUCUCAAUAAUAAUAUGCAAUCAACUUAAAAAUUAAAAAAAGUAUAAGUGAUCACAUAGUUCUUUUACAACUGCAGCGCUGAACUAUAAAAUAUAACGAAGUAAGAGUGAAAACCUAAAGAUACCUGUUAACCCACGAAUUAAAAUUGCGCUUGGACCAGUGAAACAAAACUAAACCAAAAUAGAUUUAAUAAGCAGCCAAAUGGAAGGCCGUCUCAUCGAGUAUCGGCCGAUAGGCGGCGGCCUGGACUACCAUCACAACUCGCCGCUGAUCGGGGAGAUUCCGCCCGCUGGCGGGGAUUACUCCCAUGCCGUGCAUCGCUCCAUCGAUCACCUGCGGAACAGCCUCAACGAGCGCGUGGCCCUGGGUCCACUUAGUGUGUUCUCCAACACGGCCGACUUGAGGAACUCCGUCCUUAGCUACAGCCAGCAGCCCCACCAGCAGCCACAGCCACCGCAGCAGCAGCAACAACAGCAGCAGCAGCAGCAUCACCAGCAGCAGCAACACCAGUACCAGCUGGUGCCGGAGCCCAAGCCGAGUAUCACCAAUCUGGAGAGCAGUGUGGCCUCGUCGGCGGUCAGUGGAUCGGUGGCCAGUAGCCAAAAGCACGUGAACGACGCAGUGGUCAGCAGCAGCAGUGGGAGCAGCAGCACCGCUGGACCCACCCCCACCGGAUCCACCAGGGGUCGCAAGUCCCGGAUCUACCCCAAUCCCAACCAGCACAUCAUAGUGACCAGCAACAGCGUGGACAAUGGCGGCAUCCGGAUGCAGAAUGCGACGCUGAACGAAAGAAAUUCUCAAAAUUCCUCUGCGGGGGCUGCUGGCGUGGGCAACGUGACCACGGCAGCAGGAUCCGGCAACGGUAUAUCAUCCUCCACCAGCUCGCCGCACCACAUGACCCAGUUGGACGUGAAGGACACCAAGAUUUUUAGCUCGAAGGCAGAUCUCCAGCUGCACACGCAGAUCCACAUGCGGGAGGCGAAGCCGUACAAGUGCACCCAGUGCUCGAAGGCCUUCGCGAACUCGUCGUAUCUGUCGCAGCACACCCGGAUCCACCUGGGCAUCAAGCCGUACCGCUGUGAGAUCUGCCAGCGAAAGUUCACGCAGCUCUCGCAUCUGCAGCAGCACAUCCGGACGCACACGGGCGACAAGCCGUACAAGUGCAGGCAUCCCGGCUGCCAGAAGGCCUUCUCGCAGCUCUCCAACCUGCAGUCGCACUCGCGUUGCCACCAGACGGACAAGCCGUUCAAGUGCAACUCCUGCUACAAGUGCUUCUCCGACGAGCCCUCGCUGCUGGAGCACAUCCCCAAGCACAAGGAGUCGAAGCACCUGAAGACGCACAUCUGCCAGUACUGCGGCAAGUCCUACACCCAGGAGACCUACCUGACCAAGCACAUGCAGAAGCACGCGGAGCGGACGGACAAGCGGCCACCAAUCGUGCCGGGCAGCGCGGCGGCCAUUGCAGCGGCGGCCGCGGCAGCUGCUGGCGGUUCCGCCAACCCGGCAAAUGGACCGCCUCCGCCCCCCAAUCCCGCCCAGCAUCAGCGCAACAACCUGGGCCUGCCCCCCGUCUCGAUUGCCCCCAGCGAGAACGGCUACUGGCCAAAGGUAAGUCCGGACUCGGCCGCUGCAGCCAACGCCAUGGAGGUAAUGCACCAGCAGCAGCAGCAGCAACAACAGCAGCAGCAGCAACAGCAACAGCAGCAGCAGCAGCAGCAGGCGCACCACCACCAUCCGCAACACGGAGUCCCGCCGCAGCAACAUGUCCCGCCCCAGCAGCAGCAGCAACAACAGCAGCAGCAACACCACCAUCCGCAGCAGCAACCUCCUCCGCAGCACAGCAUGGAAGCCCACUACGCUCAGCCGACGGCUCCCAACGGAUCCCAAAGCAACGGACACGGCGCCGAGUUGCAGCCCCAUCAUCGCAUGCCCGAUCCGGUGCGGGAGGAUAUUGCCUCGACACCCAGUGCCGUGGGUCCCUAUGAUGCCGCAUCCAUAACGAAAACCACCAGCAACUCGGCGUUCACGCCGAUAAACUCGAUGCCCCCGCACCUGAACUCGCUGAGCCACCACCCGAUGGCCCAGCGGCCCUAUCUCUACGAUGCCAUCAGCUUCCCAAACAAAAACGUGAACCAGAACAACGCGAACGCGUUCCCCAACCAGCUGAUCUCGCUGCACCAGAUCCGCAACUACGCCCACCAGCCGGCGGGACUGAUGGCGGGGGAGCACCUGCUGGGCGUGAGCGUGGGUCCUGGGAAGGACAAGGGAUAGCUAGGGGCCUACUUCUAGGUGGGAGGUAGUUCAUCCGUUGCUUCUCCAAGCGGAGACGAGGCGUGCAUUCCUGUACAGUAUUAAUUUGUAGUUAGUCGUAGCGAGUAAAGGUCAUUUUGUAAUUUUUGUAGAUCUUCUUGGGUUAAGUUAAGGGUGUUCUCGCGCACUCGAUAAGUACUAUGUAAAUGGCCAACGAUACGUACUCUAAUUUGACAAACACCGUCCAUACCUAUGUUUACACAAUGUCUUGGAAUACAAGCACCAGUCCAGGUCCAGAUAAAGGUCCUGCGAUAUGAAUUCGGUCCAGCAAAAGUUUUCCCGUCGUCGAGUGAUUAGUUUUCGAAGACCUCGUCUCUUGCCGCUUGUAAAUAUAAUUGGAAAUAGAUUUGUUUUCGAUGCACACGGAUCUCGCAGUCUUGAAGCAAUGGCAGAUAUCAAAAGCUGCUCACUAAGCCGAUAUAUUUGUACAUAGAUAUACAUCACCUAAAGGAACUUACCGGCAAACGUAACUUACAUUUACAUACAAAUCCUCAUAUAUAUUUGUUUAGGUGUAUCGUAUUAAAUACAGAUAUUUCCGAGAGAAUCUCCUCGAGAAACAAAACACAAAAAAUGCAAAAUGAAUUCAAGAAAUCAAACGUGUUUACAACUAUAAAUGAAACUAUGCGAUAGAUGAAAACUAUUUUGAAAAAAAAAAAACAUUUCUAAGUAUAUGUUGGCAGUUGCAAAAACCGAAGUAUAAAACAAAAACCGAAAAGAAAUGUUGUACUACUUUUUGGAAAGACUGAAGAGAUCGAAAUUAACCUUUAAUUGAACCAGCGGAGGAAAUGAUGAAAAUCAAACAUUUUAAAGCGCGUUUUUACUGCAGUUACUAAGCAAACUGAAUGUGUCCUAUAAAAUUUCGUACUAAAUGGCAGAAACUAAACCUAAACGUAAUUACGAGUAUGACAACAUCAAAUGUAAUGUAUUAUUAAAUAAAGUAAUUUUAAUUUUAAUCCUAAUCUAAAUUAAAGUUAAUCUAACCGAUAGCUAGUGUUUAACUCCAGAACGCAAUCUCAAUGUAAAGACAAAACGAAAAUGGAACACAAAAAGAAAAUACCUACAGUUAAGUGAAUAGCAAAAUGAAUUCUGAAACACACACUCAACACACACACCCAGACCCACACACAUUAAAUAGAAACAUUUGGGGUAUUCAGAUAGCCGAGCUAAAUGAUUAUUUGUUUUACCGUCUAACGUUUACAGCAGAUUACAAAACGAUUCAAUGGCUAAGAUAUGCAAAUACACGGACAGUUCCCGGUUGGACUUGGAUUCGAUAUCCAGCUGAAUAUGCAUACGUACUUAUAUAAUUGUCAAUAGUAGAUGUGUGUUCCUCAGUUGAUGUAAAUUGAUUUCCGACUAACCACAAACUCAACCCGUAAUAAAGUGAAUUAAAUGUUA